AUGAUUUUCGGUGAUUAUCCGGCGAAGUACAACCCGAAGAUCCACGGACCUUACGAUCCUGUCCGUUACUACGGCAAGCCGGAUACGCCAGGUGAAGUUGAUCGAAUUGGGUGCUUGGUCAACGUCGGCGGAAUGGUGUUAUUCUAUGCCAAAAUGAAGCAGCGCAGGAACUACAAGUACCACUAUACGAAGGCCCCUGGAAGCAGGGCAGUGAGAAGCGAAUGA
Messenger RNA from Aedes aegypti (yellow fever mosquito), 225 nucleotides. Its product is annotated as putative ATP synthase subunit f, mitochondrial. The transcript has 2 exons. The record is from RefSeq and is a predicted model, not a curated record. Bases 1 to 225 code for a protein of 74 amino acids. NCBI's taxonomy places the organism in Eukaryota, Metazoa, Arthropoda, Insecta, Diptera, Culicidae.